UCUGACAAGUACCGUGCACGAGAAACAGAACCCCGCGUUAACACCCCUUCUAGUUGAGAGUUUUAUCGUCGUGUCAUCCUUAACUACUUCCUUCCGUUUUGUUUACACCGGAACUUAUAUUACAUGAAUACUAACACGACAAUAUGUCAGCUCUUCUGUCUUUUACUCAGUUCACGGAUUAUGGCUCUUACUUCUCCCUCCCUCUUCCCUUCAGCGUGUUACUUGGUGUUGCUAUAGCCGCCCUUGGAGUUCUUCUCUGUAUUUUUAUUGCUGUUACGAGAUGUGUUCGAAGACAUUGUUGUGAAGGGAGAAUACAAAUGACCAAAGAUGAAUUCUCAAGCUCUCGACAAAUAAUAGAUUCUGAUGUCGAAAUAGGGGCUGUGGAUCGACCGUCUUCGAAAAAACGGCAUCGGGCGAAAUUAUCCCUCCCAGGUAACGGGAUUCAGGAAGAACCGAGCUCACACGGAUACGCAGAUAUCGACGAUCUUGACGAAAAUCUAGAUGACUACAUAAAUGUGAACAAUGCGUUUACAGAAUCAGACUCUGAUGAUUUUGAUUAUGAGAAUUUAAGGGGAGGAGUGUAAACUCUUCAUAUUGUCCAGUUUUUUAUGUUCAGGUUGAUUUCAUUACUUCAUUUUAUAUUUUUAUAAGAAUAAUUCAAUGGUUAUAAAAAGUCAAUGCAAUCAAAUGAAAUUUCACCACACUUUAUAGCAAACUGUAGAAAUCAGCACGUGUGAAUCCUUGAUAUUGUGCAUAACCUUUGGUUUGUAUGUUCAGGUUGAUUUCAUUUCUUGAUUAUAUUUCUUUUACACUUGAAAUGUAAAGGAAAAACCUGUCACAGUCAAAUGAAUGUUUUUAAAUCAA
This is a messenger RNA of Ostrea edulis (European flat oyster), 864 nucleotides long. RefSeq lists its product as uncharacterized. The transcript is spliced from 3 exons. The record is from RefSeq and is a predicted model, not a curated record. NCBI's taxonomy places the organism in Eukaryota, Metazoa, Mollusca, Bivalvia, Ostreida, Ostreidae. The coding region runs from base 144 to 584 and encodes 146 amino acids.